AUGGCCAAAGAAAUUGGAGUUGCCCCCGUCAUCUUUAACGGUGACACCCGACUCGCACAAGGAUGGGCCCUGCAGAUGCAGGCCUAUUUUGAUAUGAAUGACGAAGUAUACAACAACAACAAGAAGAAAAUCAUCUUCUUUCUCUCACGUAUGCAGAAGGGUGAGGCUUCUAAAUGGGCUGAAGGCCAUUUAAAACAGAUGUAA
Suillus bovinus is the source of this 204-nucleotide messenger RNA. RefSeq lists its product as uncharacterized. The transcript has a single exon. The coding region runs from base 1 to 204 and encodes 67 amino acids. The record is from RefSeq and is a predicted model, not a curated record. Lineage: Eukaryota; Fungi; Basidiomycota; Agaricomycetes; Boletales; Suillaceae.